Molecule: messenger RNA, 7261 nt
Organism: Alligator sinensis (Chinese alligator)
Lineage: Eukaryota; Metazoa; Chordata; Crocodylia; Alligatoridae
Gene: IDUA
Product: iduronidase, alpha-L-
Exons: 13
Coding region: 1662-3194 (510 amino acids)
Biological process (GO): carbohydrate metabolic process
Molecular function (GO): L-iduronidase activity
Source: RefSeq, a predicted model, not a curated record
AAAUAGCUUGUGAAAGGUGAGACUAGGGGUGGAAUUAUAUUACUCUUUGUACACCCAAAUGACAGUUUGCAACCACACUGGUAGUGUUUUUAGCACUUAAGUACAGUUUUUGAUUCUAUUACUCCUGCAGUGUGGAUGCUUAGUUAGUUAUGCAUUGGCUGGGCAGGUAUGCAUCUACAUAUAUGCAUUCACUGGUAUAAGUCCCAGAAAAGAUGAGAAGGAGGGCCCUCCCAUGUUCCUGAAGGGAGAAAGACAGAGCUUCUAGGACCUGUGUGCCUAGCAGGGGUUUGAACCUACAGAUCUCUGAUUUCUUAGCAUGUUCAAACAACCCCACUACAGAUUAAGCAUUUCUCUUACUUUUCUCCAGUGCUUCUUUUGAAGUUGAGCCACUGCUCCUCGCAUUUACCAGUCAUUGGAUAAAAUGGAUAGAGAGCAGUGUAGCAGCAGAGUGGUUUCUGCCAUAUUAGGGGUAAGGGCUCAGACUUACCCCUAAUAUGGCCAUAAAAUUACCCAUUUUAAAGCAGGUUCCACCUCACCUCUGCUUAUUAUCUUCUUCCUGACCACACAUAGCUCUGUCUUUGGACUACCCAGAUGCCAUCUUCAAAAGGAGCACUGGAAAUGAAUUUGGAUAAUGUCUGCCUUUGGCCUCAUGGUUCUUUAGAAGUUGGGGAAAUGGAGAUUCAAACCCGAGUGAGGGUUUGAACAGGGUUUCCCUGUAACUGUUGUCUCCCACUUCAUGAGUAAGUGUCCUAACCACCUAGCUAUUAGGGGCUAAAGCAGGAGAGCCCCCCUCCUCCAUGUAACACCUGUUACUCAUGGUUUUUGUUCAGCUACAUUUUUGUGGCUGCUGCAUACAUGAUGGGGUCAGGAAUGGACAUGGGCAGUAUGUAGCCUACUGCACACUCUCAGUCUAUGUGCACAUGCUUAUGUGCUGACACUGCAAGAGUAACAGAAUCACAAACUGUGGAUAAGUGCCGAAAAUGUUAGUUAGGUGGCUGGAGAAUGUCCAUGUAUUCACACGAAGGGAAACAGAAUUCCACUCCAGUGUCCCUUCUCUAUCACCAAACAUGAAAUAUUGAGACUUAAGGGCCAAAUUGUGAAGCUAGUAAGAGUACUUGUGCAAACAUCAGAUUGUUAAUGGGAGUAAGUUUGUCCUGUUCACGCAAGCAAAGAUUCUAUUAAUUCUGUUUUGACCAAGGGAUAAAUUCUAAAUGUCUCCAUCCAAUCCAAUCACAUGCAGCUAUUUCCGUAUCUUCUAUAAAAGCAGAUAGGGCUAGAUUUUGUCAUAGUAGAUAAAGUAUGGAACCUGCUGAAAAGUGAAAAGAAGACAACAUUUUGGGUAAAGGACUCUUGAGCAGGAAAUUAUUUCUAUAGAAAUACAGAAAAAAAUCUGUACAAUCCCUAAUGUGCAUAGCAGGGAGGCAUAAACUUGGUUUUUACAAUCUUUGAUUUAGAUACUGAGGUCAGAUGAACAUUCAUUGCUGUUCUGUUAUGUGGGCUGUCUUGGAUGACAAAUGGAAAACUCCACUAUAAUUUCACGAAUCUGGAUAAUUUUAUGGAUCUUCUGUGGACAAACAAACUUGUUCCUGGUAAGGUGCUUUUAUCCAUCAACUAUUAAUGUUGGACCAAACUGUGCAAUCAGACAGAACUGAUUUGAACUGAUGGGAAGCCCCUCAGGAUACUUCACAGAUUUUGAAGAUAAAAAACAGGUGGUAAGAUGGAAGAACCUAGUUGCACUUUUGGCUAAGAGAUAUAUAGCAAAAUAUGGUCUGGAACAUGUUGCCAAAUGGAAUUUUGAAACUUGGAAUGAGCCAGAUCAUCAUGACUUUGAUAAUGUGUCAAUGACCGUCAAAGGGUUUCUCAAUUAUUAUGAUGCUUCCUCAGAAGGGUUAAGAGAAGCUAGUUCUCUACUGAAAUUUGGAGGGCCAGGAGACUCCUUUCACCCGUUCCCAAAGUCACCCAUGUGCUGGAGUCUUUUAUAUCACUGUUACAAUGGAACCAACUUCUUCACAGGAGAGACUGGUGUGAGGUUGGACUACAUAUCCCUCCACAAGAAGGGAGCUGGGAGUUCGCUUCAGAUCUUGCAAGAAGAAACAGAAGUUCUUGAGCAAAUUCAGCAGCUCUUCCCAAAUUUCACUUCUAUUCCCAUCUACAAUGAUGAGGCAGACCCAAUGGUGGGAUGGUCAGUUCCGCAAACAUGGAGAGCUGAUGUGACCUAUGCUGCCAUGGUGGUGAAGAUAAUCAUCCAACAUCAAAACCUGCUCAUUUCCAAGGCCAACAGCACUAUUAACUAUACCUUGCUGAGUAAUGAUAAUGCCUUCAUGAACUACUACCCCCAUUACUUUACCCAGAGGACACUAACUGCACGAUUUCAAAUGAACAACACAAAACCACCACAUGUCCAGAUGGUGAGGAAGCCUGUGUUGACUGCAAUGGGCCUUCUGGCAUUGUUAGGGGAAACACAAAUUUUUGCAGAUGUAUACAACAGCAAAGGCAAAAAUGGUAACAACAGCACCGUUGGAGUACUAGCCACUCUACAUACCCCUGCUGAGCUACCAUCUUCAGAUAGCUGGCAAGCUACCAUACUGAUUUAUGCUAGUGAUGAUAACCAUACAUCAUUGAAUAUCAGUGCUGUAACACUGAACAUGACCCAGUUCCCCAAAUGUGCAGAGCUUGUGUAUGUGACAUACUGUCUAGACAACAAUCUUACCAAUCCCUAUUUGGAAUGGAAGAAACUAGGAAGCCCCGACUUCCCUUCUGUAAAGCAGUUCCAACAACUAAGGGAUGCUGAGGACCCAGCAGUGACAGGACCAUUCCUGUUUCCUGAAGAUGGCCACCUGCUCUUGAAGAAGGAACUCCCCAUUCCAUCUGUCUUCUUGAUCCAUGUUUGUGCAAGACCUCGCUCUGUUCCCAACCAAGUAACAGGUGUUCACCUUAUACCACUCACAAAGGAGCAAGUUGCUGUAUUGUGGGAUGACCAUGUGGAUUCAAAAUGCAUAAAAACAUUUGAAGUAGAGUUUUCGCCAAAUGGAAAAACAUACCAAAGGAUUAAUACCAAAGACACUAUAUUCACUCUCUGGGUCUACAGUCCAGGAAGCAUAGUUUCAGGCUUUUACCGAGUGCGUGCUGUUGACUACUGGGGCAAGCCAGGCCUUUUCUCCAUUCCUGUGAAGUACACUGAAGCUCCUGAAUGAAAAAGAAGAGAAAGCUAUGAGUCUGCCUGCAGCAUGUGGUAGAGCAGCAUAGGUUGCUGCCAACUACAACCUCCCCAAAACAAAACUUCACCUUAAUUUAUGUGGGAAGACAGCAGUGACAUGAUGAAGCAUGUUGGAAGGCAGUAUUGUCAGCUACUGUCGCUGAUGCAGCUUGAAGACAACAUUAUCCCAAACAGCAAGAACACCGACAAUUUGACUCCUGCUAUUUUUGUAAAAGACAAGCACCGGACCAGGAUUUGCUUUGUUAAUUGGUGGGCAGGAAGAAAUCAUUGACCUUGCCUCUUCCUAUAUUCCAACAGUGGAACUCACCUGACAGCAGCAGAUUUGGGGUCAUAAAAGCAGAGCAGCACAGUGAGAAUAGGGCCAUGGUUCCAAUGUACAGACUGACUGAAUAGGCAGAGGCCAACAGCAAAGUCACAAACUGGGCCUAUUGGAGCAUUCUCAGGCAGACCCCAAUGGGGAGUUCAGGGGGUGACUGAAUUUCCUCCCCUGCUAGCUAGGAAUAUGAGUAAAGGCAAAGCUCUGUCAGAGCUCUGUCUUCCAACACAAGAACAAAGCAACCUUUUCUGUCCUCCUUGGGCUGCUGUCCCAAACCCUGUAAGCUGUGGGUGUUACUUGGCAGUGCCUUUUCCUAAAGGAUUCUAGGAAUUCAAUGCAAUUUGUUGGCUCAUUUUCUCAGAAAGUGCAGAGUCCUUCAGCCCUGUGUGUAAGAGCUUCUUGUCAGUCAUUUGCCCAUUGCUGGGCCUUACCUACAUGCACAGAGCCCUGCCUCCAACAAGAUUGAGAGAGGAAAGCAUCCCCUUCUCUAGCAUGCAUGGGUUUGUGCCUGUAUGCUUUUUUGCUCUCUCUUUUCCUUCAGAGGUUUUAAAUCACCAUCCCUUCACCUCUCCCAACCAGGACUUCCCAAACUUUAGGCUUUCUUAGUCACAGCAAUGAGGGCAGACAAAGACAACCUGCUUCCCUGUCCCCUGCAGCCUUGCGUACUCCUAAAUCACAUGCCCAAGCUGCAGACUACAAUUCCCAGUGUGCAGAGCCUUAAAUGAGUCAAAGCCUGUGACAGAUAGAGUGGGUUAUGUAUUCCUUCCAUAAUCAGCUAAGUGCUAAAAGGCCCAGAUAAAGUAGGCCCUAGAAUUGUACAUGGGAGAGGGCCAGCCUUGGGCACACUUUUUAGGGAACUUAGCUAAGAAUGCUUCAGUAGCUUAUCUUUUACAAAACUUUUUAAAAAGAGGGUUAUAAUGUUACACAAAAAGAUAAAGCCAGUAUUGUGUCUAGAUUGCCUUCACAUGUUAAUGAUUGUUUUGUAAGUCAAAGUGCCUUAAAGUUACAUUGGUGUAGGUUGUAGCUGUGCUGGUCUAAGGACAUACACAGACAAGGUUCUUUGGGUGAAUCUGAUAUCUUUUAUUAAGUUGGCCUAACAGGAAAAUACUGCAGUAAAAUAUUAGGGUAUUCUGUAAUAGGGAAAUAAGCAUCUGUCACAAACAUCUCCCGCCACUGAUAUAAAGUACAUCAUCAGCUUAACACAAAGCAUGCUUAGUUGUGUGUAUGGGUGGAUCCAGGAUUUCAGAAAGUUGUCUGAAAGGGGAUACAGGAGCAGUGACGUGCACUACAGGGUUAGUUUCACCCCAGCUCCCAGCAUCCAGCCUUGUUGCAGACAGGCUGAGCUGCAGAAGCAGCAGCAGGGACUUUUCUAAAGUCCUUCAAGCAGGUAAGAAGGCUCCCCUUCCUUCCUUUCCGUGAUUAGCUGCAUGUUCUCUUGCCUUCCCUUGCAUUCCCUCCUUCCCCUACCCACUGAUGCCACUGGUGCUGUCUCCAGCUGAGCCAGGGACAAGGGGCUUCAGUCGCUUCUGCCCCACUGGAGCCAGGCUAUACAUGAAACCAAUGUUGGUUGGAGACAGUAGCAGUAGUGGGCAGGUUCCUUUCCCCCACACUUGCUCCUGGGCUGACAAGGAGCAACCAGGAGGACUGGGCAGCGAGGAGAAAGUCCAGCUGCUGCUCCCUCUGUCCCUGAGUGAGCCUGGCUCCUCCCAGAACCGAGUUGGAUUGUCCAGAGCAGCUUUGAAGUUGCUUUCUGCCCCUCCCUCACCUUUGCCCCUGGGGCAGCUGGAGACAACAGCAGCAGUGGGCAGGGAAGGAAAGGGGCAGGUGUCAUUCUUAAUUUCUUCUGGGACUUAAAAAAAAAUUCCCCGACUGCUUCUCCUGUGAUGUGGUCAACUGAAAGUUGGGUGUAUCUGUGCUAGUUGUUCCCUGCCUCCCACCCUGGUUGCGUGGCAACAUAAAGUCAGCUGUAAAACAAGAUUUAGCCUUGUGGAUUCAGAUGUGAUUUUCCCGCACCCCAUCCAUAUAUAAGUAGCCUGAGUAGAUGAUUGAGAUGAUAUAGGCUAAAUUUUGAAUACUUCAGUAGUGCAUUUAUUCCCUUUUACAGUCCUGAAGAACCUACUCCUGACUUUUUCUUUAAAAAAAUAUUUCAGAAGACCAGGCAAACCAGACUCAUUUAAUUUGUUGAUUUUAACAGUUAAGAACAUAAUCAAAUAGCAGCAGUAUAGGUAUACUACAUUAUCCAUUGUCUGGUCUGAUUUUGGUGCUGAUAUUUCACAGAAUGAGCUCAGUAUGCCUGCCUAAUAUUCCAAUGUUUAUAGGCCACUUGUUUACCAGAAAUUGACUAAUACAGUAUUUCAUACAUCGUAAUUUUCCAUACAUUAUCAAUAGCACAUAAAUUAGUUCCUGCCAGUUCCUGAUCCAGUUUUGAACAAAACACUCCAGAAACUCAGAGGACCUAAAGGUGUUGUGUCCCAAAACAGUUCCUAGUAAGGAAGAGAUGUUUAUUGGACACUAAUAGAAUUAUCCAAGGAGUUUAGUAUUUUGGUGCCAACUUAGCAUAAUAAAAGUAUAACGGGACUUUGGUUUACAGCUUUGGUAAGGAUACUGCAAUAUAUCAGAUUGCAAGUUGGCUUGAAGCCCCUAUUAUACAUUGAAGAUGAAGCCAUUUAGCCAAUUAUAUACUUCUAGUAAGACUAGGCAGUUAAUAUAAUGUAAUCAAGUGGGUGUUUUAGUUAACUCAGUUUAUUUGUGCCACUCAUUUUAAUUGUCAGGAGUGCUGGGCAUCAACAGACCUACACAGGCCUGCUGAUGUUUAGUACCUGCAAAAGAUCAAACACCAAACAUUGUAGUCCAAUGGGCACCAACCUUUUUGACAAGCAUGCCAGAAUUUAAGCCUUACACCCUUCCAGAGUGCCACUCCAAUCCCCUUCUCCUGCCUGAUCUGCUACUCUGUUUUCUGCCCCUGCCCUGUGCUCCCUGUCAGAGCUGCUGCUCUGUUUUCUGCUCCCUCCCUAAUCUGCUGUGUGCCACACAAAAAGACUGCCUGUGCUACUUGUGGCACCCAUGUUCUAGUAUAUCUACUGAUGGAGAGAGAUAUAGAUGAAAGUAGGUUGGAGUAUGGUGUAGAUAUGCAGCAUGUUUACCUUGGGAGAACUUGUCUUGGAUAUUACUCCUGAAUAAAAUUACACUGGUGUCUGCAACAGACACAUGACCGAGUCUCUGGAGGUACGUACCUGCAGUAGCUGCUACUACAGUACCUUGACACUGGAUGAGAGGCAGCCUACAAUAGCCUGUUUGCACAAAGCAAAAGGAUACCCCUGGACAAAAUUGACUAGAAUGAUGGACCCAUAAUCUGUACACAGGUGUAUGGAUACUUGUUUUCUGAAGGAUAAUUUUACCCCAGAGUUGAGCGAUCAAUGUAAAGCUGCACAUGGACACAUUGUGUAUCUGCUCUACUUUUGUCCUAGAGAUAAAGUCAAAAUAACUCUCGAGUAAGUAAGUGUGUUAUUAUCUACAUCCAAAGUUUAGUUACACAGGCAUUAUUUUGCUGCACUUUUACUUUUUCUAAUGCCAUAUACCAUACCAGUUCUGUAUCUGAUUGUAUUUGUGUUAUAACUAAUGCAAAAAAGUCUCAUGGAGGAUAAUUUUAUAUUGUAUAAACCUGCAAAAUACAUUGCACCUAUCACUAUAUCUUAUAAAAUACCUUGAAUUUACAAUAAAACUGGUUC